Molecule: messenger RNA, 1238 nt
Organism: Trichomycterus rosablanca
Lineage: Eukaryota; Metazoa; Chordata; Actinopteri; Siluriformes; Trichomycteridae
Gene: rnf122
Product: ring finger protein 122
Exons: 6
Coding region: 1-468 (155 amino acids)
Source: RefSeq, a predicted model, not a curated record
AUGCACCAGUUCCAGUGGUGUAACGGGUGCAUCUGUGGUUUGGGACUGAUUUUCUCAAGUAAGAACUGCAUCAUGCCACCCGUCACCUUCCAGGACCUUCCACUCAAUAUCUACAUGGUCAUCUUUGGCACAGGCAUCUUUGUCUUUGUGCUCAGCCUCAUCUUCUGCUGCUACUUUAUAAGUAAACUGAGGCACCAAGCACAAAGUGAGCGGUUUGGCUAUAAAGAGGUCAUCUUGAAAGGAGACACUAAGAAGCUCAAUCUACAUGGGCAGACGUGUGCAGUAUGUCUGGAGGACUUUAAAGUGAAGGAUGAACUGGGUGUCCUGCCAUGCCAACAUGCGUUCCACAAGAAGUGUGUGGUGAAGUGGCUGGAGGUACGAUGUGUGUGCCCCAUGUGUAACAAAGCCCUGUCUGGAUCAUCUGAGCGUCACCACAGCAUAGGCACUCUCUUAGACGAGCUAGUCUAGCAACUUCCAAAUGAUGGAUGGUAACAAAGACACAUAUGACCUUGUUGUGGGUCAUAAAGGAACAAUUGAACUCUGACUCCAUGACCUUUGACUAAACUGAGUUUAACUCUAGAUUGAAUUCAGAGCUAGUGGACUUUCUGGUCAUGCCAGCCUGUCUUAAACUUGCACUGAGACUGUGCAUAUCUUGAAAAAACACGGUUAGGGAAGAAGCUGAGAGACUAAAGCAUGUUCCAACACCAGUCUGCACACUGCCACUGAACUGAAUACAGCACAGUUUGAACACUGCCACAAAUGUGACCACAGCUCUGUGCACUGCACCCAAAUGGGCUUUACACAAUGCUGCAUUUGUAUGUGUUUUAAUCACUAUUUCUACUAGACUGCCACACUAGUGGGGUAUCCAUUCGAACCUUUCUAAUUUUUAAAUAGUAUUUCUAAAAAAUGCAGACAAGGCCUAUCUACAAAUGUCAUAGGAAAAUUCUAAUGAUGACGUACCAUUGUUAUGGAGAAAGAAUGCAGCUGUUAAUUAUACUGGCAUUGAAUAAUAUAGGCUGGACACUUUUAUUGCUUGAUAAAUAAAAUGUUUGGCAUAUUACCAGCAGUUAACUGUAGUACAUAUGCCGACUGACAAGAUGUAUGAGUAAAAUUUAUGAUAGGCAACAGUAUACACCGGGAGUGUUUUCUUCGUUUUGUCUAAAUUUGUACAAUAAUAAUGAGUGUGACUAGUGUAGUGUGUUUUUUUAUUAUUUUUGAUGUCUGAAAAAAAAACAAUA